This is a messenger RNA of Mauremys reevesii (Reeves's turtle), 771 nucleotides long. RefSeq names its product zinc finger protein 300-like. The annotation marks the transcript as partial. The transcript has 2 exons. NCBI's taxonomy places the organism in Eukaryota, Metazoa, Chordata, Testudines, Geoemydidae. The record is from RefSeq and is a predicted model, not a curated record.
AUGAGUGGCGAGACACACUACAAAUGCCACGAGUGUGGGGAAAGCUUCAGUCGGCGCUCAAGCCUUAUCACACAUCAGAGAAUCCACACAGGAGAGAAGCCCUACACAUGCUCUGAGUGCGGGAAAAGCUUUAGUCGGCGCUCAAACCUUGUCACACAUCAGAGAAUCCACACAGGGGAGAUGCCCUACACGUGCUCUGAGUGCGGGAAAAGCUUCAGUUGGCGCUCAAACCUUAUCACGCAUCAGAGAAUCCACACAGGGGAGACGCCCUUCACGUGCGCUGAGUGUGGGAAAAGCUUCAGUCUGCGCUCAAUCCUUACCACGCAUCAGAGAAUCCACACAGGGGAGACGCCCUACACGUGCUCUGAGUGCGGGAAAAGCUUCAGUCGGCGCUCACACCUUAUCACACAUCAGAGAAUCCACACAGGAGAGCAGCCGUACACGUGCGCUGAGUGCGGGAAAAGCUUCAGUCUGCGCUCAAUCCUUAUCACACAUCAGAGAAUCCACACAGGGGAGAUGCCCUACACGUGCGCUGAGUGUGGGAAAAGCUUCAGUCUGCGCUCAAUCCUUAUCACACAUCAGAGAAUCCACACAGGGGAGAUGCCCUACACGUGCGCUGAGUGUGGGAAAAGCUUCAGUCGGCGCUCUGCCCUUAUCAGACAUCAGAGAAUCCACACAGGAGAGCAGCCCUACACGUGUGCUGAGUGCGGGAAAAGCUUCACUCGGCGCUCAAACCUUAUCACACACCAGAGAAUCCACACAGGAGAGACG